AUGGUUCCAAGCAUAGAUUUUUCAAAGUGGUGGUGGGUAAAGGACAGUUCAAGUUCAAGUUCAAGGAAAGGAAACCCGGUUGUGGUGACUAUGGAGAACCCCAAUUACUCUGUGCUUGAAAUAGAUGCCCCUGACUCUGCAUUUCAGCCAGUUGACAAGGACAGAGGUAAAAAUGCUAAGCAGUUCACAUGGGUUUUGCUUCUCAAAGCUCAUAGAGCUGUCGGUUGCCUUGCUUGGCUUGCAAAUUCUCUUUGCUCAUUGCUUCGUGCCGUUAAGAAAAGAUUGUUUUUUGGGCAUGUGGAGACUGAAAAUUCUGGCAAGGCAAAGUUUCUGUUUCGAGUAAUUCUCACGUUCUUGGUGAUUGCUUUGGCAUUUCUUUCAUUUGAACUGGUUGCUCACUUCAAAGGGUGGCACUACUUUCACAACCAUAAUUUGCACAUUCCACAAACUUGGGAGAUCACAGGAUGGUUUCACACGGCCUAUGUUAGGUGGUUGGAGUUCCGGGCAUACUAUAUUGCUCCCACAAUUCAAUCUCUCUCAAUCUUCUGUAUACUUCUCUUCAUAAUUCAGUCUGUGGAUCGAAUGCUUCUGUGUCUUGGUUGCUUGUGGAUCAAAUUCAACAAGAUUAAGCCCGUGAUUAAAGGGGUUCCUCCCAAUUCAGAUGAUUUGGAAGGAGCCAACGAUGGAUAUCCUAUGGUACUCGUUCAAAUUCCUAUGUGCAAUGAGAAAGAGGUAUAUGAACAAUCUAUUUCCGCAGUGUGCCAACUUGAUUGGCCAAAAGAUCGCUUGCUAAUUCAAGUUCUGGAUGAUUCUGAUGAUGAGGGUAUACAGUGGUUAAUCAAGGGAGAAGUCUCAAAGUGGAGCCAGAGAGGUGUCAAUAUCAUCUACCGUCAUAGGAUGUUUAGAACUGGUUACAAAGCUGGAAAUCUCAAGUCUGCAAUGAACUGUGAUUACGUGAAGGAUUAUGAGUUUGUUGCAAUUUUUGAUGCUGAUUUCCAACCAAAUCGAGAUUUCCUCAAGCAAACUGUUCCACAUUUUAAGGGAAAUCCUGAGCUGGCAUUGGUUCAGGCUAGGUGGGCUUUUGUAAACAAGGAUGAGAACUUGCUGACACGACUUCAAAAUAUUAAUUUGUGCUUCCACUUUGAGGUUGAACAGCAGGUUAAUGGGGUCUUCCUUAACUUCUUUGGUUUUAAUGGAACUGCUGGUGUUUGGAGAAUAAAAGCACUUGAAGAGUCUGGUGGCUGGCUUGAGCGGACAACUGUAGAAGAUAUGGAUAUAGCAGUCCGGGCCCAUCUGAAUGGUUGGAAAUUUAUCUUUCUCAAUGAUGUCAAGGUGCUUUGUGAGCUUCCUGAAUCUUAUGAAGCUUAUAGGAAACAACAACAUCGAUGGCAUUCUGGUCCAAUGCAACUCUUUCGUUUGUGCCUUCCAGCCAUCAUAACCUCUAAGAUUGCAUUCUGGAAGAAAGCAAAUCUAAUAUUUCUAUUCUUUCUGCUUAGAAAGCUAAUCCUCCCGUUCUAUUCUUUUACAUUAUUCUGCAUCAUUCUUCCUUUGACAAUGUUUGUCCCUGAAGCUGAGCUACCUAUCUGGGUUAUUUGUUAUGUUCCUGUAUUCAUGUCGUUCUUGAACAUUCUUCCUGCCCCAAAAUCCUUUCCCUUCAUUGUUCCUUAUCUGCUGUUUGAGAACACAAUGUCAGUUACCAAAUUCAAUGCCAUGAUAUCCGGUUUGUUCCAGUUGGGAAGUUCAUAUGAAUGGAUUGUUACCAAAAAAGCAGGUCGAUCAUCAGAGCCUGACCUAUUAGCUGCUGAAGAACGGGAAUCAAAGACAAUGAGUCUCCAACUUCACAGAGGGACUUCUGAUAGUGGACUUUCUGAGCUUAACAAAAUAAAGGAAUGCCAAGAAACUGUUCCUACACCCCCUCUAAAGAAAAUGAACAAGAUAUAUAAGAAAGAGCUUGCCCUUGCAUUCUUGCUGCUUACUGCUGCUGUUAGAAGCCUUUUAUCUGCACAAGGGAUGCACUUUUACUACUUAUUAUUUCAAGGAGUGUCAUUCCUCCUUGUAGGUUUGGAUUUAAUUGGAGAACAGAUGAACUAGAGGAUCAGAAAGAAUGUCUAAAAUAGAAAAUUGAUUAUUAUAAAAUCAAAAUAAAUAAAGAAGCCAACCAAUAACCAAUAUGGAUUGUUGCAAGACAGUUGGUUUUGGCAGUUAUAUUUUCAAGGUGCCUGAAUAUGACUCAGGUAAAAUGCUGAAAGCUACCGUGGGUCAAAUCAUAAAUAAGUUUGUUAUUCUUUAAGUAAGUGCCUUUAUAGAGAUUUUUCUGUUUUUUUUUUUUUUCAUUUUUCCUGUGUUUACUUGUCUUUUGUCUGUUGUCCACAGUACAGUCAUUUUUCUGUAGGAUAAGCCAAUUCAUUUUGUCUCAGCAUCACCCUGUCGCUCA
Gastrolobium bilobum is the source of this 2434-nucleotide messenger RNA. Its product is annotated as probable xyloglucan glycosyltransferase 5. Gene Ontology annotation, cellular component: Golgi apparatus. The transcript is spliced from 5 exons. The record is from RefSeq and is a predicted model, not a curated record. Gene Ontology annotation, molecular function: glycosyltransferase activity. The coding region runs from base 1 to 2091 and encodes 696 amino acids. NCBI's taxonomy places the organism in Eukaryota, Viridiplantae, Streptophyta, Magnoliopsida, Fabales, Fabaceae.